AUGUCGCAGUAUAUCCCCAGCAUUCCCACCAAUUGCCUCUCCAAAAAGGUCGUUCUCAUCACAGCUUCUACAGGUGGUGCCAAUGGCAUUGGUUCGAGCCUGGUGACCCAAUGCUUGGAGAGUGGUGCCAAUGUAUGCAUUGGUGACCUCGAUAAUAUCUCCGGCGAGCGUCUACUGAAGAAAUGCUGCGACCAAUUCCACCCGGAGGAAGAAGACAUGGCCCCACGCGCCAUUUUCCAGACCACCGAUGUUGCCAACUACUCAUCGGUGUUGGCACUGUUUGACCUAGCCUUUAAGACCUACAAGCGCAUCGAUCAUGUUGUCUCGGCGGCUGGUAUCGUGGAAAUAGGGAAUUGGUUCGAUACUUCACUCACGCUGGAGACCGUCCGCCAGAAGCAUCUGACAAUACGAUCUUACCUCCAGACCCCCACCCACAAAGUCAUGGAUGUCAAUCUCCUCGGGUCCAUGUAUGUUACCCGCAUUGCCUCUGUCUACUUGCGCCAUAACCGUGGAUCUAACUGCGACCGGUCGAUUCUCCUAUUUUCAUGUGUCUCUGGUUUCAAAGAUAGCCCGUCUCUUUUCAUAUACCAAGCCUCCAAGCACGGUGUGACUGGCCUCAUGCGUUCCCUACACACCUAUAUCUCCUCUCCGUACAAGCACUAUCUUCGUAUCAAUACCGUCUGCCCUUGGGUGACCCAAACCGAUAGCAUCAAAAAGGUCGAGUCACAGUGGAAGCGGGCCGAACUUCCCAUCAAUACUCCUGAGCAGGUUGCUACUGUUGCCACCGGAGUCUUGGCUGAUCAGUCUCUGAACGGCACAUCAAUGUUCAUUGAAGGUGGCCGUGCUUGGGAAAUUGAACAGAACAUCGACCGACUAGAGACCAAAUGGCUGGGUGAAGCGCCGUCCAAGGUGCUAGCUUUGGGCCAGGGGCUGCUCGAUGAUGGUUCUAUCUGGACCGCACCGGAGCGACCCCGAAAAAUGAGCAGCAUUUCUGUUGGGGUACCACCUGGAGUGCCUCUUCAUAAGAUAAAUGGACUCACUAAUGGGGGGAAACAUGCCAUCUCGGAUGGAGUGACCCAUGGAAUGCCAGAUGGUUUGUUCGACCAACGGGGUAACUGA
This is a messenger RNA of Penicillium expansum, 1119 nucleotides long. RefSeq names its product putative 3-hydroxyacyl-CoA dehydrogenase. Gene Ontology annotation, molecular function: oxidoreductase activity, acting on the CH-OH group of donors, NAD or NADP as acceptor. Bases 1 to 1119 code for a protein of 372 amino acids. The record is from RefSeq and is a predicted model, not a curated record. The transcript is spliced from 3 exons. NCBI's taxonomy places the organism in Eukaryota, Fungi, Ascomycota, Eurotiomycetes, Eurotiales, Aspergillaceae. Gene Ontology annotation, cellular component: cytoplasm.